UUGACUGAAGCCUCUGCUCUUUAGGACACUGACCCGAGUUCAGCUCAACACACAGACCUGACUGUCUGAACACACACCACUGUCUACCUGCUCAGGAUGAGGGCUGCUGAUUGGCUGUUGGUUCUGGCGGUCCUGCCACUCGUCUCUCUUGCCGUCCAUCCGGACAUCUGCAGCGCCAAACCCCGAGACCUUCCUCUGGAGCCGCGCUGCAUCUACCGCAGCCCCGACUCCGACCCCGAGGGCCCGACCCCAGAGCCCGAGCCGGUCCCUGAGUCCACCAACCCCAGAGUGUGGGAGCUGUCCAAGGCCAACGGCCGCUUCGCCCUGUCGCUGUACAAACAGCUGGCGCUCAGCAAGACGCCAGAGUCCAACAUCUUCCUGUCCCCCAUCAGCGUCUCCACAGCCUUCGCCAUGACCAAACUGGGAGCUUGCAACCAGACGCUGCAGCAGAUCAUGAAGGUGUUUGAGUUCGACAGCAUCAAAGAGAAGACCUCAGACCAGGUCCACUUCUUCUUUGCCAAACUCAACUGUCGUCUCUACAGGAAGAAGGACGAGACCACGGAGCUGGUCUCUGCCAACCGCCUGUUUGGGGACAAGUCCCUGGUCUUCAACGAGACCUACCAGAACAUCAGUGAGACGGUCUACGGGGCCAAGCUGCUGCCGCUCAACUUCAAGGAGAACCCAGAGAAGGCCCGGACCACCAUCAACAACUGGAUUUCCAACAAGACUGAGAACCGGAUCCAGGACACACUGCCACCGGGGACGCUGGACUCCACCACCGUCCUGGUCCUUGUCAACACCAUCUACUUCAAGGGUCAGUGGAAGAACAAGUUCGACAAAGACAACGUCUUUGUCUCAGACUUCCACGUCAGCGAGAGUCGCCGCUGCCCCGUCAACAUGAUGUACCAGGAGACGAGGUUCAGGUACAGGAGCUUCCCCCAAGACCAGGUGCAGAUCCUGGAGAUGCCAUACAGCGGAGACGACAUCACCAUGGUGCUGAUCCUGCCGAGAAGAGGCACGCCGCUCAGUCAGGUGGAGGCGAGUCUGGACCUGAACAAACUGAACAACUGGCUGAGUCAGAUGAAGGAGACGACCGCCUCCGUCCACGUCCCUCGGUUCAGGGUGGAGGACAGUUUCAGUCUGAAGGAGAAGCUUCAGGCCAUGGGACUGACUGACCUGUUCAGCCCAGACAAGGCCAGCCUGCCAGGGAUGUUGGAGGACGGCAGUGAUGGUCUCUUCAUCUCAGAUGCCUACCAUAAAGCCUUCCUGGAGGUGAACGAGGAGGGCAGCGAGGCGGCAGCAGCCACUGUCGUCGUGGCGAUCGGACGCUCCAUCAACUUGAACCGGGAGAUGUUUGUGGCUGACCGACCGUUCCUGCUGCUCAUCAGAGAAUCCACCAUCAACACGCUGCUGUUCAUUGGCCGAGUGUCCGACCCCUGCAGCCAAUGAGGACUGAGCUGCUGCUUUGAUACAAGAAUCGACAUGUGACAAACUAAAUCAUCAUACCAGUGUAACUGAGAUAUUUAAGAACUGAAGUAUUGAUAUGGUGUUAAUGACACAUGAUGACAUGGUGAAGGCUUUAGUUCAUCAGUUCAUCAUGUUGCCUUCACUGUCCAUGAAGUGUAAUUGUUCUUUUGUACAGUUGUGGUCACAGACUCUCUUCACCUUCCUGCACUCGAGUCUGAGUCAAACCUCAAUAAACACAGUAAAAGAUGAA
Seriola dumerili (greater amberjack) is the source of this 1717-nucleotide messenger RNA. It is a transcript of the gene serpinc1, whose product is annotated as antithrombin-III-like. NCBI's taxonomy places the organism in Eukaryota, Metazoa, Chordata, Actinopteri, Carangiformes, Carangidae. The record is from RefSeq and is a predicted model, not a curated record. Gene Ontology annotation, molecular function: serine-type endopeptidase inhibitor activity. The transcript has 8 exons. The coding region runs from base 97 to 1449 and encodes 450 amino acids.